Colletotrichum graminicola M1.001 is the source of this 678-nucleotide messenger RNA. Its product is annotated as AT hook domain-containing protein family protein. The record is from RefSeq and is a predicted model, not a curated record. The transcript has a single exon. The coding region runs from base 1 to 678 and encodes 225 amino acids. NCBI's taxonomy places the organism in Eukaryota, Fungi, Ascomycota, Sordariomycetes, Glomerellales, Glomerellaceae.
AUGGAGCGCAACAAACUCGCUCAAACCGUCAUGGUGACUCUGGUCUUUGCCCAGGAGGAGGCCGGCACGGCCGUCUGCAUCUCACCCGGCGGCAUCCUCCUCACCUGCUCCCAUUGCGUGGCCGAAACGGCCGACGACUUCGACUCCUCCAGAACCCACUGGCUCCUCUUCGCCUCGGGACAGGCCGUCGGGGCGGAGCCUCUGGCGUGGGACGACAGACGAGACCUGGCUCUCUUGAGGAUUGUGGCCGCCCAACCGACGCCGUCCCUUCCAUCUGCAACAGCACCACCGCCACCCGCGACGUUCCCCUUCGUCACAGCAUCGCCCACGCCCCCGACCGUCCAGACCCGCCUCGUCUGCGUCGGCCACCCGGGCAGCGAGGACUUCGAGGCCGCGGACCCCGGCACCGAGACCGGCUACGACGUGCUGCACCUCAGCACCGGGACCUUCAGGGGCUGCGCCGAGGGCCGGGACCCGCAGGACAACUCGGAGAUCGGAGCGCUGAUGCACACCUGCUGGACGUACUGGGGCCACGGCGGCGCGCCGUUGCUCGAGAGGCGGACGGGGAUGCUUGUCGGCCUGCAUUCGUCAUGGGAUGACAAGACGGGGAUGAGGAGGGGGAUCACGUGGGAGGCCAUUGUGCGGUUUUUGGAGGAGAACAAACGGUUUAUGGAGUAA